This is a messenger RNA of Cetraspora pellucida, 1250 nucleotides long. The record is from the annotation of a GenBank genome assembly. NCBI's taxonomy places the organism in Eukaryota, Fungi, Glomeromycota, Glomeromycetes, Diversisporales, Gigasporaceae.
AUGUCUAGUAAUACAGAGAAAAAUAAAGUUGCAGUUGAUGAAGAUUUGAUCAUUCAAUCAAAUAAUGAUCCUGAACCAUCCCGUGGCCAAGUCAAUUUCGAAGCAAAUUUUGGCCAUUUGUCGCUUGAAAUGUUGAAAUUUCUAUGUCAAGGGAUGGGUGUUUCAGAGGUCAGUUUGAAACAGGACUUAGUUAAUAGACUAGUUAGUGAGUGUAAAGCAAGAGAAGAGGCGUCUGGCGAUCUGUUUGGGAAAGGAAAAUCGAUGAACUUGGAUAAUGAUGUGGGUGAUACAGAGGUUUUUUUCCAUACACGGGAUCAUGGGCAUAGUGUAGGGGGUCCAAAUAUCAAUAAGCAAGAAGAAGGAGAUUUAGGUGCAAGGGCAGCAGGUGUGCAUCAGUCGUUGUGGUUUCCUGAAGGAAAGGAAAAAUUUGUAUUCGAUAAUGAUAGUGACGAAACUGGCUUAUGGAGAAAGCAGAAUUUGUCAAAGGCAGGGAAUCAAUGGGAGUUUAAUGAAUGGUGUAAGGUUGGGUUAUUGAUGGAUAAAGCCUUGAAUACGGGAGAUGUGGACUAUUUGCUGCUGACUAGACAAGUGGCUUUAGAAAGGGCGUAUAUAGUUAGAGUUGCUGAUGAAGACGGGUGGGGCGUUGCUGUGAAGAUGGCAUCUAAUGAUACAGUUGAUCCUAUGUCGCAAAUGUUUGGAGGGAAGAGAGAAAGAGCUAGGUUAGCAGUGCAAAGUGUUUCUAAGAGUAAAAAACUGAAACCAGCACAGGAAAGGAGUCAAAAGGUGGAUGCUCAACAAGGUAAUACUGUAAAUGCCUUUUCGGGUGUGCAUCAGGGGCAACCUGUUACGCCGGUGUUUUUUCAAGCACAUCCUUCGAUUUUACCGUUUUGGCAACAGUGGCCUAAUCAACAUGGGUUGGUUUCGUCGUCAGCAGUUAUGGGAGUUAGCAAUAUGGAUUCGUACAUAUCAGGACAACAAACAACACAGAAUAGUUUUUUACAGAAUCUGUUUUCGUCAGUAGGUAAUAAGUUUUCACCUUUUCCUGGUUCUGAGAAUUCAAAUGCCUAUAGGAGAAAAUUGGACAAGGUGUGGGGUUUAUUUGUUAGUUUUGCAGAACUGAUAAAUCAUGAAUCUUGUCCAGCAUCAGAUUUGACAAUAGCAGUUUUUUUAGCUUGGUUGAAAAUGUCAGGACAGAGUGUUGAGAUACAGAAUUGUUUAGCUGCAAUUUCUAGAGUCCAUAAGUUAAAGGG